Messenger RNA from Notechis scutatus (mainland tiger snake), 587 nucleotides. RefSeq names its product NADH:ubiquinone oxidoreductase subunit A12 (gene NDUFA12). Gene Ontology annotation, cellular component: membrane; respiratory chain complex I. The record is from RefSeq and is a predicted model, not a curated record. Gene Ontology annotation, biological process: response to oxidative stress. Lineage: Eukaryota; Metazoa; Chordata; Lepidosauria; Squamata; Elapidae.
GCGCAGAAACGAGUAAGGAGGGGCGGAGCUCCACGAGAAUAGGGAAAAUGGCGGAAUAUGUGCAGGUGAUGAAGAGGGCGUUGCAACAGCUCGGUGGACAUGGCGGCGUUCGUGGCGUUAUGUGGCAACUGCUCAGGGUCAAUGAUCUGAAGGUUGGUACCCUAGUCGGGACUGAUAAAUAUGGAAACAAAUACUAUGAAGACAAAAGAUCCUUUUUUGGUCGUCAUAGGUGGGUCAUAUAUACUGCAGAAAUGGAUGGCAGGAACACAUACUGGGAUUUAGAUGGAAGCAUGAUACCUCCUGAAUGGCAUCGUUGGAUUCACUGUAUGACAGAAGAGCCCCCAACUACACAUCCACCAGUGAGUCGUAAAUUCAUUUUCCAAAAUCAUAAAAUGAAUGAAAGUGGUACUUCUAAACAAUAUGUACCAUACUCUACAACACGUAAGAAGAUACAAGAGUGGGUUCCACCAUCUACACCUAGCAAGUGAAAGAAAAAGAACAUGGUGAUUUGUAAAGAAAAGAUUAUUUGUUGUGUAUCUUUAUUUAAGAUAAAAACUUUUAUUAAAAACAUUUUGAAAUCAAAAUAC